GCAAUGACACACAUUUCAGUUCUGCUUCUCCUGCUGGGGACGAGCUCAGCUUACACCUAUCAAAAUGUUGCCUUGCGUGGAAAAGCCACCCAGUCAGACCGUCAUGGGGAUAACUAUGGGGCUGCCUACAAUGCUAUUGAUGGAAACCGUGAGUCCAACUACUUUGCUGGAUCGUGCACCCUCACUGUUGAGAUGACCAACCCCUGGUGGAGAGUGGACCUGCUGGAGUCCUACAUCGUCACCUCCAUCAUCAUCACCAACAGAGGAGACUGCUGUCCAAAAAGGCUCAACGGGGCAGAGAUUCACAUCGGCAACUCUUUGCAAGACAAUGGUGCCGCAAACCCAGUGGCUGCUGUAAUUCCUCACAUCCCAGUUGGCAGGUCUUUAAAAAUCACUUUUACCGGACUUGUGGAGGGACGUUUUGUGACUGUGGUUCUACCGGGUUUAAAAAGGAUCCUUACACUCUGCGAAGUGGAAGUCUACGGGUACCGUUCCCCAACUGAAGAGAACCUGGCCAUUCAAGGAAAAGCCGCACAGUCAUCAGUGUAUCAGGCUUUCGAUGCAUAUAAGGCCAUUGAUGGGAAUCGGGACUCCAUGUCGUCCUCCACGGCUGACGGUUCCUGCAGUGUCACAGACACUGAUUUUAACCCCUGGUGGAGGCUGACUCUGCCCAAAACACACAAAGUGUUUUCUGUUAAGAUAACCAACCGAAAUGAAUACCACGAACGACUCAAUGGAGCCGAGAUCCGCAUUGGAGAUUCUCUUGUAAACAAUGGUGCUGACAAUCCCAGGUUUGCUGUAAUCACCAGAAUCCCGGCAGGUGAAACUGUUGAGUUCCAGGUUUCCAACGGGAUGGACGGCCGCUAUGUUUACAUAGGUAUCCCUGGAAGAGAGGAGUUCCUGACCCUCUGUGAGGUGGAGGUGUUUGGCUCUGCACUGGAUUAGCAUUCAAUGUAAUGGAUUUGCAAAUAUGAUGUAAUGUGUACACAAAGCAUCCAAAAUA
This is a messenger RNA of Trematomus bernacchii (emerald rockcod), 1003 nucleotides long. RefSeq names its product pentraxin fusion protein-like. NCBI's taxonomy places the organism in Eukaryota, Metazoa, Chordata, Actinopteri, Perciformes, Nototheniidae. Bases 4 to 945 code for a protein of 313 amino acids. The transcript has 5 exons. The record is from RefSeq and is a predicted model, not a curated record.